Molecule: messenger RNA, 423 nt
Organism: Funneliformis mosseae
Lineage: Eukaryota; Fungi; Glomeromycota; Glomeromycetes; Glomerales; Glomeraceae
Source: the annotation of a GenBank genome assembly
AUGCCUAAGAAUAAAGGAAAGGGAGGAAAAAACAGACGGAGAGGAAAGAAUGAAAAUGAAUCUGAGAAACGAGAGUUGAUCUUUAAGGAAGACGGGCAAGAAUAUGCACAAGUAGUAAAAAUGUUAGGUAAUGGUCGUCUAGAAGCCCAAUGUUUUGAUGGCGAAAAACGCUUAGCACAUAUCCGUGGAAAACUACGGAAGAAGGUGUGGAUAAAUCAAGGAGACAUCAUUUUGAUCUCUCUUCGUGAUUAUCAAGACGCAAAAGCCGAUGUUAUUUUAAAAUAUACAACAGAAGAGGCCAGAAAUUUGAAAGCAUAUGGCGAAUUACCAGAAAAUGCUAAAAUUAAUGAGACCGAUACAUUUGGUCCAGAAGAUGAUGAAUGCAAUUUCGAAUUUGAUAUUGAUGAGGUAAUUUUGAGCUGA